GCAAGCAGCAGGCUCACUACGAGAUCAAGUGUGGGAGCGUGUGUGUUUGUGAGAGAAGGAGAGGGAUAGACCCAAUGUUGUUGUAAAGCCAACAAGGUAAUCUCUAGUUUCAGCAGGAGACAAGUGUGAAGAGGAGGUGUGAGUUUUUGAGGAAAAGAGAAUAGAAAAGCUUCUUUUAUCUUCUGAAGGGUACAGAGCCAAAAAAGAAAACAUCAAUGACCUGACAAAAGACCACAUUGCUUUCCGGUGUUGAUCAGACAGGCAUACCGUGGAGCCGAACUCUAACACCUUUACACCCGCACCCCCUCCUCUCGCUGCCCUCCACUCACUGAUGAGCAUCUCUCCAGCUGCAGGAAGACUCAGGGGCCACGCUGACACAGCCAGAAGUCUGGAGGACCGAAGUGGACACUUGCCCUUCUGUGGCACUCCAUCAAACUAGGUCUUCCCUGGAUAUUUCCUUUAUCUCAACUCGAAGGCUGAGUCUUGGUUUUGUGCCAACCCCUCCGAGCAUCCCCCUUCCCCUAGGAGCAAAGAUGAGCUGCAGAAAACGGUGUAAACGUGAGAUCUUCAAGUUCGCACAGUACCUGUUCAGACUUAUCACAGGCACGCUCAACACCGACAGCGUUGAAGAUGAGCUGGAACUCUCUGCAGUCCGUCAUCGCCCCGAGGGCUUGGAGCAGCUUGAGGCACAGACACGGUUCUCCCGGAAGGAGCUACAGAUCCUUUACCGUGGCUUCAAGAACGAAUGUCCAAGUGGAGUGGUCAAUGAAGACACCUUUAAAGACAUAUACGCACAGUUUUUUCCACAAGGAGAUGCUUCGACGUAUGCUCAUUUCCUGUUCAACGCGUUUGACACAGAUCACAAUGGCUCUGUGAGCUUCGAGGAUUUUGUUAUGGGGCUUUCAAUCCUGCUGCGAGGCACAGUCCAGGAAAAGCUCAUUUGGGCUUUCAACCUUUAUGACAUCAAUAAAGAUGGAUACAUCACUAAGGAGGAAAUGCUGGACAUCAUGAAGGCCAUCUAUGACAUGAUGGGUAAAUGCACAUACCCCGUCCUGAAAGAGGAGACGCCUCGUCAGCAUGUAGAAGUAUUCUUCCAAAAGAUGGAUAAGAAUAAAGAUGGCGUGGUAACCAUAGACGAGUUCAUUGACUGUUGCCAAAAUGAUGAAAACAUCAUGCGAUCGAUGCAUCUCUUUGAAAAUGUUCUCUAACUUUUGGCCGCCUGCCCAAGCUUUGGAGAAGAACAUCAUCUUUAGCAUGGCCCAGUUACUAACUUGGACUCAUACUGUGUACAGUGUGCUAUGCAGACUUUUCACCAUAGAUACAAUAUUAUUAGUUAUUAACUGUUGGGCCACAAUUAGGAAUAGGCAGCAUAUUGGGAACACUCUGGAAUUUCUUUUCUUUUUUUCAGAUACUAAAAUAGGUUUACAAAUAAUAUUUAAAAAGGAGGUAAAUCACAAUUUAACAAAAAAUUCUACCUUUUCAGCCUUGUUUUAAUUUACAGCCCAGUAAAAUUACUGCAACUCAACUUUAGAAAUAUGUCCUCUAAGUUCCAGAGUGUUCUUAUCUGACAUAGAGAAGAAGUGGGGUCUGUGAUUUUAAUCUUUUAGAGAGAAAAACAAACAUGUUAGACAUUAGACAAGAAGUCUAUGAGAAAAAGGUUCGAUUCUGCUCAUGUUUACUUGCCAACUAGACAACACAAGGAUUUUACUGAUGUCAAAAUUAGACCUUAACUUAAGCACAUGGGUACAGAUGUGGACAAAUUUGUUGGCACCCCUGGUAAAGAUGUAUACUAAUAAAUAUAUAUAUAUAUAUAUAUAAUCUCACUCUGAACAAUGUUACAAAACACCUUUAACAUGACGUUUUUUCCAAGAAUACUAUAAAACAUUCACACUCUUUAGAUCCUAUUCCUCCUGAUGGUUUUUUGGCAUCUAACUACUUUUUCUGCUAUUUCAACCAUUUAAAUAUCAAAACGUCCAGUUGUGUUUGGACUUGAAGGCUAUGAAAUGUGCUGUUUAACUUUUCUACCUUUUUAUAAUAUUAAACUAUUCUUAAACAAUUAAAUCCGAAUGUGAUGAAUAAGCCGAGCUUUCAAAUCAUUCAAACAUAUUGGCUAUUUGAAUUCUCAGUUUUUGAAUGAGUCUGUAACCUACAGCUGCACCUGAGGCUCCGUUAAACAUGCAGUUUUGACUAAACUAGACAGUCCCAGUUUCUGAAGACAUGAUUUCUCAGUAGGGUAUAGCUACUCCCACGAUGGAACAAUUUUAUUGUUAGCAAACAUAGCUUGAUCUCCCUAUUCCUCAGUAAUAUGCAGGGGAUGCCUACUGAACACACAGAGGCACAAACUCCUGACUGCACCUGCAUCAAUGCAUCAUAAAUCUAUUCAGUGCACAACUGAAAGAUAAAUACGUUAUAGUUUUUUAGUGGUACUCGAGCGACCCUUUUCUAAUGGCGACCUGGGCAAAUGCCCAUAUUGGCCCUGUCAAAAAUUGCCACUGCUUCCUACUGCCACACCUUGUAAUAAUACAUCACAAAAUGUAAAUCUCAAAUCCUUGAAUUCCAAACGGUUCAUGAGGCAAUGAACUCUAACAAGAUUCCUAGGGCCUUUUUGGAACAAGAAACAGGCCCACAGCAUCACAGAUCCUACACUGUACUUAACAGUAGGCAAGGUGUGUUUUUUUUUUUUUUUUCUCAGAUAUUCAUCCUGAAAUGCAUGCCAGCCCACCUAGGAUGCUAAAAGGCCCAUCUUAGUCUCAACUGACCAAAAUGCACACUUCCUGUUAAGUUCCUGUAGAGUUUAGCCCACAUGUUUACAUUUGUAAUGGUUAGACAAAAAAGGCUUUUUUUUUUAACAUCACUCCGAAUCGUCUGGUUGGCAUGGA
This is a messenger RNA of Girardinichthys multiradiatus, 2879 nucleotides long. It is a transcript of the gene kcnip4a, whose product is annotated as potassium voltage-gated channel interacting protein 4a. The transcript is spliced from 8 exons. Gene Ontology annotation, biological process: regulation of potassium ion transmembrane transport. Gene Ontology annotation, cellular component: voltage-gated potassium channel complex. Lineage: Eukaryota; Metazoa; Chordata; Actinopteri; Cyprinodontiformes; Goodeidae. The record is from RefSeq and is a predicted model, not a curated record. Bases 534 to 1208 code for a protein of 224 amino acids. Gene Ontology annotation, molecular function: potassium channel regulator activity; calcium ion binding.